Lutzomyia longipalpis is the source of this 3750-nucleotide messenger RNA. It is a transcript of the gene oxt, whose product is annotated as xylosyltransferase oxt. Bases 411 to 3182 code for a protein of 923 amino acids. The record is from RefSeq and is a predicted model, not a curated record. Gene Ontology annotation, cellular component: membrane. Gene Ontology annotation, molecular function: protein xylosyltransferase activity. NCBI's taxonomy places the organism in Eukaryota, Metazoa, Arthropoda, Insecta, Diptera, Psychodidae. Gene Ontology annotation, biological process: chondroitin sulfate proteoglycan biosynthetic process; heparan sulfate proteoglycan biosynthetic process. The transcript is spliced from 2 exons.
GUGUUUCCAUCUUGCCAGUGAAUUGAAUUAAGCUCCUCCGGAAAAAGGUGAAAAAAAAAUGCCUCUGAGAUGGCCUGAAUCGCCUUGAGAGUCUUAUGAAUACAAACUAGAUAAUUGCUGGCAAACUAUUGAUAACAAUGACGCAAGACAUAGUACCGAGUAAAUGCCCAGAAAACGCUGGCGAGUAGUGAAACAUGACACGGCGCGUGUGAAGUGGUCACGAUUUUCUGGGAAAUUCACGGUCGAUUUUGAAGGAAGUUUCUUUGCUGGAUUGGAAGAAAAAUUCCUUUUUUUUAACGAGGAUAGAACGCUGUGUGGGAGUGAGAAAAUCCUUUUUUCUCCACAUAUGCUGAGAUUGCUGAAACUCUGUGUGGGGGCAAUCACAUGCUGAAUGAGACUUUGUGCAUUUAAUGGCAAUCAUCGAGACCCUUGCUGGCCGAUGGCUACGGCGCUACAGAGUCUUCUUCCUCCUGGGACUCCUCAUUCUCUCACUGCAGGUCUUCCUGGCCUACAAAUCCCUCAAGCUACCUCUUUUCGGGGCACAAUCAUCAGGUGAUGAGCACUACGCGCAUCAUGUGGCAUCCGAGGGAAGAGCCCCGUCGUCUCAUCAGCACGGGGGGAAGGUAGCACGGCCAGGUGGUCAUGCAAGUGCCCAAACGGAUGAGGAGGAUGGGCACAAUAGCAAUUCCAAUCUCAUCUCAAAGCAUCCCGGCCCAAGGGAGGUGGUAGCUGGUGGUGUGAAGAAGCAACAGCAUAAGCUGCACCUGGAUGACCUCCCCUUCAGUCCACCGUGCUCAAUACACUCCCGUGAAGCCAUUUCUGCCAUAAAUCGCGCCCGGACGCCCGAUUGCAAGCAACAUAUCGCCAAUAUCAGCUGUGCCAUCCAAGAUGGGCAACUCUACAGCACCUGGCUCCCCAGCUCCUGUCCACGUGGUCAUCAUCUCCCCAAUCGUGCUCUUGGCUGUUUCCGCGAUGAGAAGAAGUACCGCAUCCUCUCUGGGUACUACACCAACUUCAAAGGCAACAACUCACCCGCAAGUUGCAUCAAGAUGUGCCUCCAAUCGGGCUUUGUCUACGCCGGUGUUCAAUAUUCCACUGAAUGCUUCUGUGGCAAUGAUGAACCACCCGCUGCUGCUAAACUCCCCGAUCCCAGUUGCAAUAUGAAGUGUCCCGGAGACGCCAGGGAGGCAUGCGGCGGCUAUUUCGCCGUGAACAUCUACGAAACGGGCAUACAGAAGUUUACAGCUCAGGUGGCGCAAUUAAUACCAAAGAAUGGGGUACCACGUGUCCGCAUUGCCUUCCUCCUCACCCUCAAUGGUCGCGCUCUGCGACAAGUUCAUCGACUCCUGAAAGCCCUCUACUCACCCCACAACUUCUUCUACAUUCACGUUGAUUCUCGCCAAGACUACCUCUUCCGAAACCUUUUACGCCUGGAAUCCAAAUACCCCAAUAUUCAGCUAACACGGCGUCGCUUUUCAACAAUUUGGGGUGGUGCAUCCCUCCUGCAGAUGCUCCUCUCAUCAAUGCGUGAACUCCUGACAUCCACGUGGCAAUGGGACUACGUGAUAAAUCUCAGUGAGAGUGACUUCCCCGUGAAGAGUGUGGAUAAACUCGUGGACUUCCUCACGGCCAAUCGUGGGAUGAACUUUGUUAAAUCCCACGGACGUGAAGUGCAGCGUUUCAUCCAGAAGCAGGGGCUGGAUAAGACAUUUGUCGAAUGUGAUACGCACAUGUGGCGCGUGGGGGAUCGUGAACUGCCGCAUGGGGUUCAAAUUGACGGUGGGAGUGAUUGGAUUGCCCUAAGUCGGGAUUUUGUUGCCUACGUCACGGAUGAGGAGGAGGAUGAGCUUCUUGGGGGACUCAUGACAAUCUUCCGGCACACCCUGCUGCCGGCUGAAUCCUUCUUCCACACCGUCCUGAGGAAUUCACAUUUCUGCCACACGUACAUUGAUAAUAAUCUUCAUGUGACCAAUUGGAAGCGCCGGUUGGGGUGCAAGUGUCAGUACAAGCAUGUGGUGGAUUGGUGUGGAUGCAGCCCGAAUGAUUUUAAACCCGACGACUGGCCACGAUUGCAGGCCACGGAAGCCAAGCAGUUGUUCUUUGCACGUAAAUUCGAACCAAUUGUCAAUCAAGCAAUAAUCGUUCAGCUCGAGGAAUGGCUAUUUGGACCCUACCCCGCUGAUACGAUUAAUCUCAAUCGCUACUGGCAGAGUGCUUAUCACUACCUCGACCGAAGUCCUCCGGCGGAUGAUGCUUUGCUCACUGUGGCAGCUAGUUUAACGCGAAUCAAUGCAAGGAAGCACGAAGGGAUCCUCCUGCCGGGGAAGGUGGUUGAUGUGUUGCUCUUUAUGGAAGACGAUGACUUCCGCGGGUUUAUUGUGCAACACGAAAUCUCCUGGAGUACCGAUGAUACGGAAUCCAGCCUCAUGGAGAUCCUCGUGAAACCCACACAAGCUGUUCAAACGACCAAAACAUCCCCGCUUUCGAGGAGAAUUCGAAAUCUCGAGGUGAGCUCGGAAUACGAUCAAAAGGAACAACUUGGACGCAACUACCCACGUGCAUUGGGCCCCAAUUCCGAUCCCGUUCUCAUCUUUCGCCUCACCCAAUCCACCACAGACAAUCACACAGCCGUCCUCAAUCUCACGGUUCUCUGGAUUGAUCCUACGGGCAAUAUUGGGGACAUUUCGGAGCUUCACAUUGACGACACGGGCGGUACUUUGGUUAACUUUGCCAAAGGAACCCUCCGGAAGCCCAUUAUGCCGGGCAUUUGGACCGUUAAGGUGCUGCUGAAGAAGACAACAGUGGCUGUUUGUCGUUUUCUCAUCACCCCGCUGCAAUACAGCGUUGGUGAAGUGAUUAGCACGGAGAGAGCACGAAAAAUCAACAGAGGAACCCCCAAUGAAGCCCUUCAUGCUACAAGUGAGUGGAUCUCACACGUCCUACCCAUGGAGGAACGCCUCCCGCUUGAGGAGAAACUCCAGGAGGAUUCAAAGAAAACCGGAAGGGAGCUUGAACAGUGGAUUGACAAUCUUGUGGGGCAAUUUUUCAUUAUCCGGGAAAUGUGUUCACAACACCCAAUACCCCAGCAACAUGUGGGGAGAUGUGAGGAUACAGCGUGGAGUUCUUUUGCUCCAGACCCAAAGAGUGAUGACAAUUUGCACGUGAGCAGCGUAAAGACGUGAAGAAAAUGUAGAAGUCAAGAUAGAGGCAAAUUUGUGAUAUUUUUAGCAACAUAUUGGGGACAUUUUGGCCCAAAUCAGGAGCUUUGCUGUUCUUCUUUCCUUUCAAGAUGAUAAAACUCUUUAACUUCCCCUUCCCGGGCAGGGGCAUUCAUCUCGAAUAUCAUGAGAAAAUGAUUUUUCUGCGCCUUCCCGGAGGGAGUUUUUUUCAUUAAAAUUUGUGGAUUUUUCUCCCUUCAUUAAGUGUUUGAAAGAAAAUCUCAAGAAAAACUUCUUUUCCAUCCCAAAAAGAAAAUUCUCUCUUUGGCGUUUUCCCUCUCAGAGAGGAAGCCACGGAGGCAAUUUGGGAUGACAAAUAAAUAUCAGAGAAAAAAAUAUCUUUAGAACUUUAAAACAAUUUAAAUCUUUUUCAAGACAUUGCUGUGCCAUCACGCAAUAAAUUUAUGGAUGUGAGAUCAGUAAAAAAGGAACUGAUCAUGAUGAAUUAAAUGCGUUAAAUCAUAUUGAAUUUUUCUCCUUGUAAAGUGUAUCAAAUAGAAAAUUACCUAAAUAUAUUUUUUUCUAUCAAAAA